Messenger RNA from Hippocampus zosterae (dwarf seahorse), 1889 nucleotides. RefSeq names its product COP9 signalosome subunit 2 (gene cops2). The transcript has 14 exons. NCBI's taxonomy places the organism in Eukaryota, Metazoa, Chordata, Actinopteri, Syngnathiformes, Syngnathidae. Gene Ontology annotation, molecular function: protein binding. Bases 121 to 1578 code for a protein of 485 amino acids. Gene Ontology annotation, cellular component: COP9 signalosome. Gene Ontology annotation, biological process: protein deneddylation. The record is from RefSeq and is a predicted model, not a curated record.
AAAGAUGGGCUGUGGCGCCUCUUUGCCACCCUGACACACCAUCUCCUCCCCAUCGCCGCAAAACACAGCACAGGCCGGCCAACUAUUCCUCUCUCAACGAGGAUAACAAGGACUAUCACCAUGUCUGAUAUGGAGGACGAUUUCAUGUGUGACGAUGAAGAGGACUACGACCUGUGCACAUGUGAUAACAUCCAGGAAUACUCAGAAGACAGCAAUUCAGAGCCAAAUGUUGACCUGGAGAACCAGUACUACAACUCCAAAGCAUUGAAGGAGGAUGAUCCCAAAGCAGCACUCAGCAGUUUCCAGAAGGUGUUGGAAUUAGAAGGCGAGAAAGGCGAAUGGGGAUUCAAAGCGCUGAAACAAAUGAUUAAAAUAAACUUUAAGCUGACUAAUUUCCCAGAGAUGAUGAAUAGAUACAAACAGUUACUGACGUACAUAAGAAGUGCAGUCACAAGGAACUACUCAGAAAAGUCCAUCAACUCCAUUCUGGACUACAUCUCAACUUCCAAACAGAUGGAUUUACUACAAGAGUUUUAUGAAACGACUCUGGAAGCUUUAAAAGAUGCAAAAAACGACAGACUUUGGUUUAAAACCAACACAAAGCUGGGGAAGUUGUACCUGGAGAGAGAAGAAUAUGGAAAACUGCAGAAGAUCCUGAGGCAAUUACACCAGUCUUGCCAGACAGACGAUGGCGAGGAUGACCUCAAGAAAGGCACGCAGUUGUUGGAGAUCUACGCUCUGGAAAUUCAGAUGUACACAGCCCAAAAAAACAACAAGAAAUUGAAAGCCCUGUACGAGCAAUCACUCCACAUAAAAUCUGCCAUUCCUCAUCCACUUAUAAUGGGCGUUAUCCGAGAAUGCGGCGGCAAAAUGCAUCUGAGAGAGGGGGAGUUUGAAAAAGCUCACACAGAUUUCUUUGAGGCCUUUAAAAACUAUGACGAGUCAGGAAGCCCCCGAAGGACGACAUGUUUGAAGUAUUUAGUGCUCGCCAACAUGCUAAUGAAGUCGGGAAUCAACCCUUUUGACUCGCAAGAGGCCAAACCAUACAAAAAUGAUCCAGAGAUAUUAGCAAUGACAAAUUUAGUAAGCGCCUAUCAGAACAAUGACAUCACUGAAUUUGAGAAAAUCUUGAAAACAAAUCACAGUAACAUAAUGGACGACCCCUUUAUCAGAGAGCACAUAGAGGAGCUGCUGCGCAAUAUUAGAACUCAAGUACUUAUCAAACUCAUCAAACCAUAUACAAGAAUACACAUCCCUUUCAUUUCGAAGAGAAUUCGAGAUUUUUACGCCUCGGAUUACGACCGAAAACCGGUUUUCGACCAUACUGACCAAACCCGAAUACGCCACUUGACUCCUCUCGGCUUCCUUACACGAGAGCUGAAUAUCGAUGUUUGUGAUGUGGAGAGUCUGCUGGUGCAGUGUAUUUUGGAUAACACAAUCCACGGGCGAAUCGAUCAAGUCAACCAGCUACUAGAACUCGACUACCAGAAAAGGGGAGGGGCUCGCUACACAGCUUUAGACAAAUGGACUAAUCAGCUGAACUCUCUCAACCAGGCCAUUGUGAGCAAGCUCACAUGAUGCCAACGAAAAAUCAAGAGACAAGGAAAAUGGCAUGUUUGAAUACAUCCAGCAAAUAUGCUUCCGUGCUUCGGAGAUGAGCGAGACGCCACACGUUUUGAAAAACGCCACCGAUUUUCAAGAAGAGCCCCGAGAAUGUGUUGUUUUGUCCUGACAAGAGGAAAUCACUGACACUGUUGUUUUUCAUAUACCAGAUUGGCAGAUCCUUCCAUGUGCAGAUAUAUUGGUUGUACAAAUGUGUAUGAGAAGACAAACACAGUAUUUUAAUGUAUACUGUUGCCUCUUGGUAAUAAAAACCUGUCAGCACUUAA